Uncinocarpus reesii 1704 is the source of this 4878-nucleotide messenger RNA. RefSeq lists its product as uncharacterized. Gene Ontology annotation, cellular component: plasma membrane. The transcript is spliced from 3 exons. Lineage: Eukaryota; Fungi; Ascomycota; Eurotiomycetes; Onygenales; Onygenaceae. Gene Ontology annotation, biological process: Ras protein signal transduction; positive regulation of GTPase activity. Gene Ontology annotation, molecular function: guanyl-nucleotide exchange factor activity. The record is from RefSeq and is a predicted model, not a curated record. Bases 1 to 4878 code for a protein of 1625 amino acids.
AUGUCGACAGUCAAUAUGGAGAAUCGAAGUACUCCGCUCGAAAAGGGAGGCAUGCCUUCUCGUCAGCCUAAUCGAUCCUUGUCACCUGUCGCCCAUGAGCGCAUCGCAACGGAACCCGAAUCUCCUGGCAAAAAUCCGGUGUGCAUGGGCAAAUUUGGCCUUCGUCGAUCGCAUUCGGUAGCCCAAAGCAAAAACAUACCUAGAGUUCACACGUCCGCCGUCAUGGGAGCCGCCAAUAUACUCCGCCGCGGGGAAAAGAGUAGCCAAUUGUUAGACCGAAGGCCACCGAGACGAGGUCGCAGCAAAGACCUUACAUCCGAGUCCAAAAAUACGCAAGGCGUCCGGGAGGGAAGGCAGUUUACCGUUGGGAACGUAGGUCAAAAUGGGAAGAUAUACCUAAGACCUGUUCCUAUCGCUAAUCAAGCCUUCCAUUCUCGCGCACACUCCCAAUCACCCUGCUUGGCUGACGACCAGAAAAAUCUGCAGUCAACCCCGCUAGUUGAAGAAGCUAGACAUAGUUUCUGGUCAAACUCACAAACGCCUGAUUUAUGGCCACUCUAUGCUCGAGGGAGCAGUAUGGAUUAUCAAGAUGGCGUUCCCAACGCAGAAUACUCUGCUCCGCGUUUGAAUAGACGCCAUUCGCUUUCUACACUCGGAGACGAAUUCCAUCCUUCUCCUUCCGAGCGCCGCGGAGAGCUGAGGAUUGUGAUUGAGCGACCUGAUAUGAAAGAGUUUAAAUCGCCUGGUAAAACCGAAAUUCCUUCGUUAGAAAUACCGAUUCCUCAUUAUAGACUUGGAGGUUUUAGAUUUACGCAAGGAGGGACGCCCAUGCUACGCAGCUCAGCGUACACUCGAACCUCAGUAUCGGAUAAUUUUCGGUCAUCCACAUUCAUGAAAACUGACAGAUCUGGAGUACCGCCCAUCCCUAGCGAGAUAGUGUCAACCGGCCCAUCUCUCUAUACUCCACCACUAUUUCCUUCGUCUCGUGCUUUUAGUGGAGUUAACACCUCUCCGGCACAGUCUAGUGUCUUCUACAAACUGAAGGAGCCUAUUGAGCCGUCUGCCUUUGACACCCUGUUGACUAUUAUGGAUGAUCCCUCGGUCGUGCGGUAUGCAAAAGGGACCAAACAAGUUACGGCUGCAACUCCUGCACGCAUUGUCGCCCAAAUUUCGUCAGAUUCUUUCAUGGACUACGAACUGGUAUCCGACUUCUUUUUGACAUUCCGUUCCUACCUCUCACACACGAAUCUGCUCUCAUUAUUAAUGGCAAGGCUUGAGUGGGCAAUUAACCGCUUGGAAGACGAUGGUAGGAUUAUUCGAAUUCGCGUCUUCGCUGCCCUGAGACAUUGGAUUUUGAACUAUUUUACCGACGAUUUUGUUCCAAAUCGUGAUCUACGGACUCAUUUCUGCGACAAACUUAACCAAAUGUAUGAGAACAUAAAACGUAUGAGCAAAAAUAGCAAAAGCGAUCUCAAAAUUCUAGUUGAUUUGAAGAAAUGCUGGAACGGUAGAUGCGCUCUGUACUGGGAAAGCCAGGAAUCAGCAGACGGAAAAGAUGCUGAUGACCCUAUCGUCCCUGGUGGCAUGGAGGGCAGCAACAAUGGAGAACUGAGUCCUCGAGAUUUAGGGGGGUAUGAACAUACCCUAGCGAUGCAUGCGCAGCCCGCUAUUUCAGCCCAGUUCUUGCCUGCAGCUUGGGAUUCCCGUGGACAUCAAAAAGCGCCCGAGCCAGUCGUUGAGGCGCAAACGUCGCCCAUAAGCCCCAGCACAAUCCACGCGACCUCAUGCUCGUUACCGCAAAUUAUUACGAAGCGAAACUCCUUCCAUGCUAACCAAGGCGAGUCACCGCAUCCCGUCCUUUUGGCUUCUCCGAAGCUUUCGUCCCCAGUUUCUCCUAGACAGUUCAAUUUUCCUUCCAUGCCCCCAAUUUGGCGGCGGCCAAUGCAUUCCCAUAAACGGAGUGGUAGUUUUUCGGAUUCAGUUCGUGAUGACCGGGCACCACUGCCACUCUCAAACUUCGACUCUCACGGACAGCCUCUGGGCCAGAUGUCGUCUCACAAUGAGAAUAUCAUCAGGGGGAACGUAUACGGACCUCCUGAGCCUCUUCUACUCCCUCUAGGCCCACCGUCCCCAAACUUCGAGGUCCCGCCAGUGGGAUUUGGGCAAUCAGAUCCAACAAACCGGUCAGACGGACCCAAACCUCCUGGACCUGGAAUGAAAAACUUUAUUGGAACGCUUCGGCGAGCGCUUCAGAACCGACCACCUGGGAAUCAUGGGAAUCCUCGUGGACUUAACUCCACAGAAUCACGGGGCAAAACGUCGCCUUUGCCUAGGAACGUUUCUUUCCGUCCCAAUGGCUAUAGGGUGAAAACAGGAAUGCAUUCAUGCUAUAACACGCGCGUCGAUCUCCUUUGCGAGGAAGCAUAUUCGUCUUAUCUGAAAGUCUUGAAGGAAGCAGAGUCUUCGGGCCCUUCAAUAAGCCAAACAACGGCUCUGUCUGACGUGGAAAAUGAGGGACGUACCUCUGCUGAUCUACACGAGAAGCCAGGCUAUCUCACGGCCCGACGACAUGACAGCAUACCUAGUCAACUAACGACCGGAAGCAAAUCCAUUGUUAUAGUGGAUGAUACACGUACAGGUGCACCAUUCAUGUCAGGUGGGCUACAUAUAUCAUUAUCCGCCCCAAAAUAUAUCCCUUCGCAGCUCCUUGAAGACCAUUCCCUACGACAUGACCAAGGUCCCAAGCCUUUGGCGCCCCUAACAACGACCCGUGAUACGCCAUUGGAUAGAGACUCAUUUGGGGACAUGUUUGAGCCCAUGUUUCAACAAUCAAAGCGACAAUCCGCGUUGUUUUACGGUACUGAUAGUGCUGGAGAUGACAAGCCGUUUCGUGGAUUGCGCAAGUAUGCGUCUCAUGAAAGUGUAAUGACGAAACAUAGUCGUGUUUUCGAGAUCGAUCUCAUGAACCGCUCUGAGCUUUCUCAUGCAUCUGAAUUGAAGCGUCGUGGCCCAAUGCUUCGUCGGCGACCGGGCGGGGACUUGCGUAAGAUGCAACAUGGCCUGGAACUAGAGGCUAAGGGCAAAGCAGUAUCCACUGACGACUUAACGGAGACAAGUUCAAUGGCUGGCUCCUUGCUGCAGAUGGCGGACGUAACCCGUUUUAACGAUGGUAUUGCGAAUUCAGGCCCCCGCCGUCAGCGCUACUCUCUAGAUGAACCGCGAAAUAUUCGACGUACUUUCGAGGCUACUGUAGCUGGCUUUGCAAAGAUUCCUGACGAUGAUGAUGGGGGUAUUGAGUCAACAUUGUUGAAGUUGGAAGGCAAAUGGGAGCCGCAGUUACCCAUUCAUCCAGCGGUACAUGUUAAGGAGAGAAAUAUGCUCAAAACAUCAGGCAUGUCGGCUACUGGAUCUGAUAAUUUACUGCGCAGGGUUUCAAGUACUUCGGGUAUACGAAUUAGCUCAUUCGCUGAGUCCGAAGAUUCCUACUGUUCAGUACCACUACUCGAACGUGGCUUGACUGACGAGUCGAUGAAGAGCCCCCGAGCAUACGAUAUGGUUUUAAAUACACAAUCACACCUGAGCGAUCAGGAGCCAAUAGCAUCAACGGAGACUGAAGGCUCUCUAUCGAUCGAAAUGGUAGAAAAGACGGACAGUAUGCAGCAGCUCCCCCUCCGAACGAAAUCCCUUGAAAAUCGAAAAGAGGGUCCGUACGACAACGAUCCUGAAAUGGAAGAUUAUGCGUCCGAACUUUCAUCAGAAAUUUCAAUAGAUAUCAUUGAUGGCGCUGAAGGAAAUAGUAUACCCAACCAAGAUGGACAAAUUGCCUCCCCAAUCAUGUCAUUCGCAACGCUAGGAGUCCCUACUCAUCCUCUCGCCGACCCCCCAUCUCCGCCAAUGACUUUAGGGAACCACGCGUUCAGGACGUCGGAUACCCACCCGCCGAACCUGCAAAGGCAGCCUCUGACCCCUGAAUUUUCUCCGACUGGCAUUGCUUCUAGGAGGAAUUCUGGGCGUGCUAAGCAUUUACGUUCUCAUACCGAUAGGCUGCGCCUCAAUUUGGAGGCUCAGCUUCCAUGUUCUCCAGCCGGGUCGUUCACAAGCGCCAGCCAUACGCCAUUUAUCCUCGCAUACGAUUCAGAGCUCCUUGCGCGGCAAUUUGCCAUUGUUGAACAAGCUGCCCUGAGCGAGGUGGAUUGGAAAGAUCUUGUUGAUAUGAAGUGGAGUCAUUCGUCACACACGACCCUUAAUUGGGUAAAUUAUCUAGCGGACCAGGAUCGCAAAGGCAUCGACAUGGUCGUGGCAAGGUUCAAUCUCAUGGUGAAAUGGGCACUUUCAGAAAUCGUCAUGACCACGAACCGGACAUUACGAGUGAAUACGAUUACCAAACUUAUCCAUGUGGCAGUCUACUCGCGGAGGGUUCGCAAUUAUGCUACCAUGCUGCAGAUCACCAUAGCACUUUGUUCUGUCGACUGUACGAGGCUCACUAAGACGUGGGAGCUCGUUCCGGACGGCGAAAAGCAGCUAUUGAAGGAAAUGGAACUCUUAAUUCAGCCCACUCGAAAUUUUCAUAAUCUGCGGUCUGAAAUGGAGACUUGCAAUUUACAAGAGGGCUGCAUACCAUUUGUCGGUUUAUAUGUCCAAGAUCUCACUUAUAAUUCCCAAAAGCCGGCGCAAAUCGCUAGUACCCGCGAUGGCGAACCGUUAGUGAACUUUGAGCGGUACCGGACUGCCGCAGCAAUUGUCAAAAGCCUCCUUCGGUUAAUAGACGCCAGCACUAAAUAUAAUUUCGAACCUAUUUAUGGCCUUGUCGAAAGAUGCCUUUGGAUUGCAUCUCUGACAGAUGACAAAAUCAUCGCCUUGAGCAAGGAACUCGAAUGA